AUGCGCUUUGAUUGUUUUAGCGUCGGCACCUACGACUGGUUCGUCGAGCGCAGGCCUGUGGAGUGGCAACGUGAUACAAAUCUAAAACCGAUCAACUUACCUCCAAUCACCAUCAACAGCACUGUCCCAGCUAAUACAAACAAGGUAAAUCCCUCUACGUUUCAUACAUGGGUGAGAAACGCUUUUAGAAAUGUGCCUCCUGUUGAAAAAAAAAACACCUAAGUAUUCUUUUCUGCUAUGCGCAUGCAACUCGAUUCUAGGAGACCGACGGAAUUUUUCUCUUCCUUUUAGUUAACAACCUCAAGAGACGAAAGAAACUUUCAGCGAAAGGUUCGUUGCUUCGAAAACUGCUUCCGGCUUGGUUAG
Spirometra erinaceieuropaei is the source of this 366-nucleotide messenger RNA. The record is from the annotation of a GenBank genome assembly. Lineage: Eukaryota; Metazoa; Platyhelminthes; Cestoda; Diphyllobothriidea; Diphyllobothriidae.